ACGUCAUGACGCACGGCUGCUAGGGUUACCCGGCCCUCUCUGCAGCCCGUCACACAUUCUUUGGUUUGCCGACGCCUCGGACACACCUCAGCCAACACAGCUAUGUCUGACUUCUCGGAAGAUCAAAUCCUUGAGUUUAAGGAGGCAUUCCUGCUGUUCGACAGGACAGGAGAUGGGAAGAUCAGUUUCAGCCAGUGUGGGGACGUCAUGCGGGCCCUGGGACAGAACCCUGUCAAUGCAGAGGUGCUCAAGGUCCUGGGCAACCCCAAGGCUGAGGAGAUGAACACCAAGAUGCUAGACUUUGAGCAGUUCCUGCCCAUGUUCCAGGCCAUUGCUAAGAAUAAAGAUCAGGGCUCCAUGGAGGAUUUUGUGGAGGGACUGCGUGUCUUUGACAAGGAGGGCAACGGCACAGUAAUGGGAGCAGAGCUCCGUCACGUCCUCACCACGUUAGGUGAGAAAAUGUCAGAGGAGGAAGUGGAGACGCUCUUGGCGGGGCACGAAGAUGCAAAUGGCUGCAUCAAUUAUGAAGAACUGGUCAGGAUGGUCAUGAACGGGUGAAGACGAAGAGCAUCCUACUUUUUUACCCUGUCACAUGUACCCUCUUUUUGCAGUUAAGCUUCUACAGUCCCCCCACCCACCCACCCACCCGACCGUUUCCAUGGAUUAGUUAUCCACAUUUAAUUUAAGAAGUGCCUUUACAUUCCCUACAAAAGACCACAAAUGACUUUGUCUUUGUGCUUGCAUUGUUUGCAAUAACAUUCCAAGAUGCAGCACUUAAGACGACAUAAAUUGAUAAUGGUAUACUGUAACUAUUGAUACUAUUGAUAUAUUGUGUCAAUGUUGGAUGACAUUAAUAUAUAGAAAUACGUAAUAACUGUCAGCGACCUACUGUAUCAUUGGCUAAGACUUGCUUUGGCAGGGGAUCAUGUUCCUCCAAUUCUGCAGUUAACAGGUAUAUUCAAAGCCAUACUAUCAUGAGGUAAAAUGAGACAUUUCAGAUGGGUUCCCAUGUUUUUAAUUGACCCCAAUUUUGUUGCUGCAUCUAAAUAAAUGUUUUUUCCUGAAAACGUA
Molecule: messenger RNA, 1071 nt
Organism: Morone saxatilis (striped sea-bass)
Lineage: Eukaryota; Metazoa; Chordata; Actinopteri; Moronidae
Exons: 7
Coding region: 103-558 (151 amino acids)
Cellular component (GO): myosin II complex
Molecular function (GO): calcium ion binding; structural constituent of muscle
Source: RefSeq, a predicted model, not a curated record